Molecule: messenger RNA, 2922 nt
Organism: Schistosoma curassoni
Lineage: Eukaryota; Metazoa; Platyhelminthes; Trematoda; Strigeidida; Schistosomatidae
Source: the annotation of a GenBank genome assembly
AUGAAUGGGGAAAUCGAACUGGUAAGAAGUUCUACCGUUCAAAAAAGCUUUCUGAAGUCACCAUCAUGUAGACCAGCUCUCCAAAGUGCAGACCACCUCACUUCCUCAGACCUUUCCUUGUAUAGUACGACCGUUUCUCGAAUGUCAGAAGUCGUACGCUCUGAUCUCGAUCAUCUUUCUGAUAUUGGAAUUGGAAGUAACACUACACCUGAAACUUUUGAGAACGCUCGAAAAGAUCGUGACUUAUCCCGUAAUCCCCCAAAUAGCUCUGGCAUAAUUUUAACACCAGUGUCCUGUCAAGGGUGUCAAGUAUCUACACCUUUAACAGAAGUUUGCGACUCACUGUCUCUUGGAUCACAAUUGACUAGUUCUUGUGUAACUAGCUCUGAUGAUCUGAACAGAAACCAUUUUCUGUCUUUAAUAAAAUCAAACUCGGAACAUUUGGACAAGACCUCAUCGGCGUCAGAUGUAGUUGAUUUCGGGAAACUUGCGUAUGGUCGCCUUGAUGGACAGUUGUGCGAAUCAGAAUAUCGAAAUAAACUAAACAAAACACAUAAUUUGACUUCUAUUGUUGACCAGUUAACAGAUCCUACUUGCUUGCGUGCUAAUAAUCUCAGUGCAGAUUAUCGUUUAAUGAGAGCAGCAUUAGAAUCUGGUGUUACAACUGAUACGCUUACAGGUAUUAAUCAAAAAAGCGACACGAAGUGUAUUCAAGCUGAGUCGGACAGUUUAGACAUUUCACCUGAAUUCGGAGUACCAAGUAAUUUAUGGAACCACCGGAAUUGUGUAGGGGUUACUUCUGCAGACCAUAGCUUCUCAUUUGCCGGGGACACAAUUACGUCUCUUAUGUCUAACACAGAAAUAGAUCAAGAUAGUGUUUUAAAUGAUGGUCAUUGUAGUAACAUUUUCCCCACUGUUCACAGCAACACUCCCACUACUGCGACUGUUGCAGCUAAGCGCCCGAUCACUGGAGCUCAUCAAACUGCACGUUACCCUGCAGUUAAUAAAGGAGGUAUGUGGUCGAGUAAUUCUAAUGGGCUGUCAAACUCUGCACUUGGAUACAUGGUUUCCAAUGCAUGGAGCAGCAACGGCACCGGUGUUUCAGCAAAGUUGGGUAGUAGUCUUGUCACUGAUUCGAAUCCUCCUACAGUUUGUGAUUUUCCUGGAAAUGAAGGUAAUACGGUUUCGUGGUCUCAAAAUUCGUCAGUUCAUCAGACACUUCACAAACCAAACGUCCAGAACAUUCCAAAUAUGGUCGGACCUGUGGGUUUUGGUAGUGGAAUGGCUAACGGUUCCUUAAAUCGGACAGCCGUGUCCGUGGGUCUUGUAUCAGUAUCUACAACCGGCGUCAGUAUUACCAGUAACAAUAAAGUAAAUGAGGCAGGUCUUUCAAAUAUAUAUAGUAUGUUUCCUAAGCGCCCCCAACACCGAAUGAUGGCACAUUGGCAGCAACAGCAACAACAUCAUCAAAAUUCACAGCAAGUACCAUUAGGCAAAGGUCUUAUGAACAUUGUCACAAGUAGUAUUCAACUAAAUGGUAAUCGUGGUAGUUUAACUGGAGUUAAUUCCACCCUCUCAGCUCUACCGAAUGGUUGUGAGGAUUCCGGUGUGAAUAAUAGUGCUGGAAGCUUGAAUAACCACUCUAUCAUCCAGUCGCUAAACAGUGUUGGGUCAUCAUCGUCUGCAAAUAGUUCACUAGUUCUGUGUUCUUCUGGAGACUCUUUCACAAAUACCUUGUCAUUCAACAGCCCAACGUCGGAAAGUUCCUUAGAUAGUUUCAAAUACGGGUUAGAUCAACAGCUUAUGGAAGUUAUCAAAUCUUUUGAAAUCAGUAGCAUUGGAGGUUCUAAUUUAGUUCCUUCGAAUGCAAAUACCACAUCUAUGGGAGGGAUCGAUGAUUUAACAUUGUCAUCUAAUUUUGGAGAGGUAGACCAACAAAUACCUGGUUUAAAUUCUGCAAACCAAAUGCCUGUCUUAGGCUCAUCGUCGAUACACAACUCAACACCUAUGAUAAAUGGUUCAAAUAACCAAAGUUCAGGUUUUAAUAGUCUUUCUAGCUACAACGGGAGUUCAAUGAUGGGUUCAGCUGCAAUGACAAGCCCAUAUUCUAUGUUUGCAAAUAUUUUUACUCGUGAAGAAGGAUUUUCACGCAAAGUAUUCGUUGGAGGUCUCCCACCUGAUAUAGACGAAGAGGAAAUAACUACUGCUUUUCGUCGAUUUGGCCCUUUAAUAGUUGAUUGGCCCCAUAAAACUGAAAGUAAGGCAUAUUUUCCACCAAAAGGCUAUUGUUUUCUGCUAUUCCAAGAUGAACGAUCUGUUCAAAGUCUUAUUAAUGCUUGUAUUGUUGAUGAAGGAAAAUACUAUUGGUGCGUAUCAUCACCUACGAUGAAAGAUAAACCCGUUCAAAUUCGACCAUGGAACUUAGCGGACUCCGAUUUUGUCAUGGAUGGUUCACAACCAUUAGAUCCUCGUAAAACAAUUUUUGUUGGAGGUGUUCCACGUCCACUUAGAGCUAUCGAACUUGCCCUAAUAAUGGAUCGCUUAUAUGGAGGUGUUUGUUAUGCUGGCAUAGAUACAGAUCCAGAAUUGAAAUAUCCUAAAGGUGCUGGUCGUGUCGCUUUCUCAAAUCAACAAAGUUACAUCGCUGCAAUUAGUGCACGAUUUGUGCAAUUACAGCAUAAUGAAAUUGAUAAACGAGUUGAAGUUAAACCAUAUGUCUUGGAUAAUCAAAUGUGUGAUGAAUGUCAAGGUACUCGUUGUGGGGGUAAAUUUGCCCCAUUUUUUUGCGCUAAUGUUACUUGCCUUCAAUAUUAUUGUGAACAGUGUUGGGUACAGAUACACAGUCGUUAUGGUCGUGAAUAUCAUAAACCUCUAGUCAAAGAAGGAGCUGAACGUCCUCGUCCUGCACUUUAUCGAUGGUAG